GGCACAUUGUCUUCAUUAGGCUGCAUCGAAAAGUUGUACUUUUUACCCAGAGUGAAAAUUUCAACCGUCGCAUUUUCAUCUCGUGUCAAAACCAAUGUUGACGAAGGCAAGCCAUCGCCAAACUUUCCACGGCUACCUCCUUGCUGAUCGCUCCCGCGCUGCUUUUCAGCUCCGGAAAAGCCGAGAAGAAAACACUUUGGCGGAAGUUGCGUGGAGUAGUUAACCAUCAAUGUCUCUUAGAUCAUGAAGUACUUCGACGCUUCACUUCUUCCACCCACUCACAUAGUCGUCACUUACUUACUUAAUCAUAGUAAUAACCUGAGAAAGGGAAAGCUCAAAGAAUAUUCAGAGAAAAUGAACCUUAAAUCUUGUCAUGCUUCCAAUGGAUCAUCCUCCAGUUUCGGCCGUUGCGCUCUUGACCUACUUUAUGCUGAAAAUAGCCCACCCGAUGCUUGGUGCCGAGUCUGGAAUUUUCAACGUAGAAGUAUGAGGUAUGAGUUUUUCCGUGAAACUCCCAGGGCCAGGAGUAGUUGUCCCGAUCGUCUGUCGUUUCUGACACCGAUUCAUGGACUUUAAUAUCCGUCUCGGCGUCGUAACCGUGUGCGCGAACAAGGUGUUCAAUCUGAUCAUACCAAUUCUGGACAUACUCGUCGAUUGCCUGCGAGCGAGACCAGUGCUUCACGUAGUCACUCGUCAAAUUUGUGAUACGGCGUGUUUCUUUCACUUCGUCACAAGGAUCCUGCGUGCCACAUAAUGACGGUUGGAUGACGGCACUCAACUUUGGAAGCCGAGACCACGUUGUUUCGAAGCUUUCUUCAGUGUGGAUCUGGAAGGCAGAUACUUUAUCCAGUGGUGGGGGUGGCGUGUGCGCGUUUGUUGAUGGAGUGGACGGCUCCCCUCCUCCACAUGCUUCAUCGUGUAGCCGCAGUGUUGGCGACAUGUUCAUAUUUUUGAUUUGUACAGAUGACUAUCAGGUUGAAGGACUUGUUGUUCUACCUCGAGCAACAUGAGUCGGCUUUCGUUGUAAUAUGUUCUUACAAUACUACUUUUUCAAAGACAAUGACAAAGAACAUUAUCGAAAAUGAAAAGGACAAGAAAAAAGAUGACCCAACUCAAAAAAAAUCUAAUUCAAAGCUGUAUAUUAUGAGAAACUUUUUCACUCUUCAAUCUUCUCUGAUUGUUCUGUAGUUUUGUUUACUUCAUUGUCAUCCAUUUUUCCAAAUAACAAAUCACGGUUGGAGGACAAAACCCGGGCAGUCAUAUAGGAGCGAGAUUUUUAUCCGAGUGCACCUGCAUUCUUAUCCUUACCCGCCUUAGUUUUUU
This is a messenger RNA of Amoebophrya sp. A25, 1323 nucleotides long. Lineage: Eukaryota; Dinophyceae; Syndiniales; Amoebophryaceae. The record is from the annotation of a GenBank genome assembly.